Molecule: messenger RNA, 3150 nt
Organism: Sabethes cyaneus
Lineage: Eukaryota; Metazoa; Arthropoda; Insecta; Diptera; Culicidae
Gene: IntS8
Product: integrator complex subunit 8
Exons: 5
Coding region: 81-3056 (991 amino acids)
Biological process (GO): snRNA 3'-end processing
Cellular component (GO): integrator complex
Source: RefSeq, a predicted model, not a curated record
CAGCUUUUACUGUAUAUAGAAUUGUAUUAGGCAGUUUCAUAACAUUCUUUUGAAACAUCAAGUAAAUAUCAGUUACAAUAAUGGAUGUACUUAGACCCAAAACGGUCCCACUAUCAGAUGAAACAAUUUUGUGGUUCGAAUUCCUACUAAAGCCGAACCUGCUAACGGCACAUUUAGUCAAUUCAGCUCCAGAUCCAUCUCCAACCGAGUUGAUUACUCAGUUUCUUUCGAUAGCCCCUGGGAAUCAAGAUGCAACUGAACCUAACUCGCCCGAAGCAGACAGUAUGAAUAAAAAUGAGGGUCUUAAAUAUAGCAAGAAACAGUUGGCAUUGAAGAUUCUGGCAUUAAAAGUGGCCGCGUUUCUACGCUGGGAUCUAGACGUACUGGAAAAGGAACUGCCGCUGCAGAAACAGAUACAGCUGCUCGGUGAUUUGUGCAGUGUAACUGCCGGCAAAGCGGUUAAUUUACCACUCUCGUUAGUGCACGAAUGUCCAAUCAUCGGCCCAGAAGGAUCAAAGCAUUCCUUGAACUUUGCUUUGACUCUUUAUCACAGGUGGGUGCUGCGAGCCCUGAUGCUUCGUGGUUCGGUUGCGAAAAUUGCAAAGCCGUUCGGUAUCGUACCAGGAGUUACGGACGCAACGCAAUAUUCCAUGAGAGACGAUUCGUUCAUUAAUUUUUUGGAACCUUUUACAAACAUAAGCAUCGAUUUUCUGAAUCAGGUGAUUUCGGAUCCAGAACCGUUUCGCGUUUUAACGUAUGAUACGUUUGUUGCAUUGGAUGCGCACAACGAUGGCGUUCAACAGCGGUUCGAUACAGCGUUGGUUAUUUCGAAUGCUGAGUUGAGGUCACAAAUUCAUUACGAUUUGUGCUUGUACUAUUUGUAUGCGCAAAAGUAUGAGUUGGCGAAGCAGAACAUUCUUCUUGCCAAGGAAAAUUAUGAUCUAAUGAAGCAGGAGUACAGCAAGAAAGCGAGUAAAACUUUUAUUUACUGUCGGGUGGAGGAGGCUCAACUGCAGGGGUAUAUGAUGGCAUGUGGAGUUGCAGGUGGACCACUCGGUUUGCUACAGAGACUCAACGAAUCAGUAAUGGAACACUAUGCUGGAAUCGUACCGAUUUUAAAGGAAGACAACAUUAAGCGGGAAAUUCCUAUGACCCAGCGAAAAAUCCUAGAGCUUAAUGUCGAGGGUUACGUCUCUAUGGGUAGCCCGGAAGCAGGCACUAGUGAUCAAAAGGAGUUGGAAUUGGCCGUUGUGGCGUUGAACGUUAUUCGUCAUGUUCUAGAUGGUGACAAUAUUCUAGGUUCUAAUGUAGCAUUGCAGAAGUAUAGACAGCAACAACUGAAACUGAUAGAAUUGAUGCUUCAGUACGCGGACGAGCAGUUUGAAGAGUAUAGUUUGACCGAUAGGGAACGUUUGAAAAAGUAUUUUAUUCAGACCCUUAGCCUCCUGGGAAACUCCAACGGAGCGGAAACAAUAUUGAAAAAUUAUCAGAAGCUGGUGUCGUUGCAGGAAUUUGAAGAUUUGAAGAAGCAAAAAACUAUGGAGGAUGUACAAUUUACAGGCAUCGGGAUACAGGCUGACUGGGCUGUGUGUGAAUCGAAGAUGCUUCGCUUGGAAGUCGGCACCUAUGAGCGUCAGCUAAUUACGUGUACCCAUGCCAGCGGUGUUCGUAAAAUGCUAGUUAAGUUGGCCGGAACUAAUCCGACGAAACCUCUUUGGAGCAUUAACCCCAGCUGGUCCAUACCAGUGCCAAUGAAACAGCUUUUAAUGUCAUUGCAAAGGGGAUUUUUGCAGGACUUUGCUUACAUUCUUGUCGGUAAAUCAAGAGAACUGGCCGCAAAAAAAGACUAUUCUGCAGCAAUUGCAUUGCUAACAUGUUUGAAAAGUGAAACAACGAGGCAAGAUCUGGCGAACAACCCACUGGUUCAAAAGUUAGGCAAGCUCGCCGCAUGGGAAGCUCUUCUAAUUCAGAUUCAGCAGGUACUGGACGAAUGGCCCAAGAAACCCACCGAUCAAGUUCAGUUUUUACGAAACUGCAAACAAUGUCUGAAUGCUAGCAGCAACAACGAUGUUUCACCACGACCGAAAGUUCUCGAGCAUUGUGCAGUAAUGUUGCUGAAUUUUAGCGAUUGGAACAGUUUAUUGAACCCAGAUAAGCGUUAUCCUGCGUUGGAGUUGUGUUUUGCUGUUACACAGGCCUAUUUGGAUAUUGAGAAGUUCAAAGGAACCAAGAAAACAAGUCGCGAAGCAUGGGAUCUUAUAUUGCCUAUGUUCAUAAAUCAGCAAACGUCUCGACAACGUCACGCGGCCGACAAUACGGCAAUGCUGCAGCUAUUUUUGUCCAAGUUACGGGAGCCACUCGUAAUUUCCAUUGUUCUUUCUCUGCUAGCUCGUCUUCACAAUAUCCUGAAGGAUGAAACAAAUCUUGACAUCAAUGCUGAGUACAUGUUUCUCUGGCCUACGAAUGUUAGCAAUCCUGCAGUUUACAACAUCAAAAUGGUAGCGGAAACGUUAAACAAUCUUUUACUGCAGUCGUUAAAAUUCUAUCCAAACAAUGUUCCAUGGAUUAAACUGAAAGGUGAUUUGGAGUUUUGCUUGGGAAAUUAUGAAGCGGCCAUGCGUUACUACGUGACAGCUUUAAUUUCCGGUUCCGAAUAUUGCACGAUACAUCUCCAGCGUCCUUUACUGGAUGAUUUCAUCGUUCGACGAAUGAUAAAAUGUUGCUCAAAUUUGGGCUGCUUUAUGCAGGCUGCAGUGCUGUGUCAGUUUCUCGAGGAAACUGAUUACGGGCUUGCAUUUAAAAGUAUUAGUGAGAAGACUGCUAGCUUUUCAGACGCAAUGGAUUCAUACUAUGGCUGUAUAUGGGACCCGACGUUAUUGGAAUUUAUUGUUAAUUGGCAUUUUAAAAAAGGAGAGCAUAAACGACGACUUCAAGCGAUUUCCUACCUGGGCCAACUUGAGCUCAAUGCUAACAAUAACGAGGAAAUUAAACGCGAAGCAGCUGCCAUACGAAAGACACAUUUUCUGCGAUCACUUGCUAAACAGUACAUGUUGUAAUAUGUAUCAAAUUAAUGCAUUUCAAUCGAUUACCGUUUAUUGAAGAAAAAUUUAAAUUGAACAAUACAUAUUACAUAUACCUAAUAAACUGGAG